AACUUUGUAGUGCCUAUAUAGUAUUGAUCAAUAUGAAUCUUUUACGUGGAAAGGUGGAAGGCGACAAGUUGUUUUUUGCCGUUGGCAAUCAUAUGUUCCCCAAGAGCCGAUACAGUAUAGGAUUACAGCUCAUUGAUCAUAUCGCUAGGAAAGCUAAAAGUCGCUGGUUUUUAGAUAAGAAUUCUUUCGCACACGUCACUAUGGUAGGAACGAGCAUUUUAGCACGUCCCAUAACAUAUAUUGUAAAGGAAAACUAUCGCUCGCUAGAUGCACUGAUAAAAAACUACAAACUCAAACUCGACAAUAUCACUGUUUUAACCUAUUCAUCGAAGAUGCAGCUAGGAAGUGCUAAACUGGUAUUUGGCAGUAGUACACAUGAACAUGAUGCACUCCAACCUAUUAGUGAAUGUCUUCAAACAGAAGAUUAUAAAUGUCUAGAAAUCGGUACCAUGCAGCCAGAUUAUCUUUUUUACGAUCCAGAUGUCUUGACGUCCCACGACAUCCAACGAGCUGAAAUUCAACAAUUUUUUCUAGCCAACAAAUUCAAUGAAGAUGAACAAUUCGCAUUAGAACAGUUUUUGCUCUCAAAAAUAGAGGAAACAUUAGAUUCGACGAACCAAGAAAAAGGCUGUUCUUAUACCUACCACCAGGUCAUGAAGACUGUAGAAAAACUGAGACUUAAACAAAGCAUAACAAAUUAAGAACAGAAUCAACGCGAUAAACUAGCUUGAUACAGAACAAAUGAGCAUAUAGAAAAAAAUAAUCUAAGGCUUGACAAGCUGCAUGCCGUCAUUUAGACAAAACAGGUCUGAAAUGCGAAGAUACUUGGAUCACGAAAAGAAGUGGGAUAUUAAUAGAGAUGCAGAAUUAUAAAUUCUUUUAUAAUGUUCCAAUUAAAAAAGACGGUUUUCUGUACUGUAUAAUGAAUAUUUCCCCAACA
This is a messenger RNA of Schistocerca gregaria, 940 nucleotides long. Its product is annotated as peptidyl-tRNA hydrolase-like. The record is from RefSeq and is a predicted model, not a curated record. Lineage: Eukaryota; Metazoa; Arthropoda; Insecta; Orthoptera; Acrididae. Gene Ontology annotation, molecular function: peptidyl-tRNA hydrolase activity. The transcript has 2 exons. The coding region runs from base 33 to 701 and encodes 222 amino acids.